GUUUCAGUUUACGGAUGGACGUCGUGACGUGUCUUCUCGUUUUUACUCGACAGUACUGUGCAUAUCUUGUUUCUUGUGUACUUUUUUUUUCUCUUUUUACUAAACAACAAUUUGUUGAGAUUUUACAAACUGUGCCUAACAUUGAAUGAACAAAAAACAAACAACAUUUUCAAAUCAUGGUGCAGUUUAUCAAUGUGAAAUUCGAUUUUAAUAAUAAAAUUUAGUAAAAAGAGAAAUACAAAUCGACAGCCACAUCCAUAGUAAAGCCAUCAAAUUAAAACGAAAAAAAAAACACCAUAGUGAGAGAUUGUAUUUUAGCAUCGUAGCAGUGAAUUUUGAUUUUAUUUAGUGCGUGUGUGAGGAGUGAAGCUGAAUUCCGACUUUUUUGAAUGAGAGAUAUCUAUUUUGGAUGCAAUCACAGAUGAACAUGAAACCUAUCUUUGGAUUAUGAGAAUUUGUGUGUGCGCUGCAUUUUAUUUUCAAAAAAAGAGCUUGAACAAGCAAUGACUUUGACUGUAUCGGCCAAUAGUGAUAAUAAUUCGACGAUUCGUUUAAUGGAUAGCACUUCGAGCUCAGUAGCGGCACCGCUAGUUGAUGCAUUGCCAACAUCAGAACAAAGUCUUCUCGCCAAAUUGGAGGCGGCAAAUAAAUUAAUCGAAAGUGAUGCCAAAAGUUUAAAUUCAUUACAAAGUUCGGCACACAGCCGCAAAAGUUCCGACACAAGCCAAAUUAGUUUAAAUUCGGGUAUUUCAGUAGAAGAAGACAUCUGUUCGAUAUGGGCGGGUAUUGUAAACGAUUGGGAAGCGGCAUCGAAGCGCAAAACUCCAUCGGUUAAAGAAUUAGUUCGUCGUGGCAUCCCGCAUUAUUUUCGUGCCAUUGUAUGGCAACUACUUUGCGGAGCAUCCGAUGCUGAUAAGAAACAGUAUGCGGAUUAUAUUAAAGCAACAUCUGCCUGUGAAAAGGUGAUUCGACGAGAUAUCGCACGCACAUAUCCAGAGCAUGAUUUCUUCAAAGAGAAAGACGGUUUGGGACAAGAAGCACUUUUUAAUGUUAUGAAAGCCUAUUCACUGCACGACCGUGAAGUUGGCUACUGCCAAGGAUCGGGAUUUAUUGUUGGGCUACUUUUAAUGCAGAUGCCCGAAGAAGAAGCGUUCGCUGUUUUGGUUCAAAUCAUGCAACAACAUCGAAUGCGUGACAUGUUCAAACCGUCAAUGGCCGAGCUCGGUGUUUGUAUGUAUCAAUUGGAGAAUUUAGUACAAGAGCAAUUUCCCGAUUUGCACCUUCACUUCCAAUCGCAAACAUUUCAAACGUCAAUGUAUGCAUCACGAUGGUUUUUAACAUUGUAUACAACAUCGCUGAAUCUUCAAUUAAGCUGUCGAGUUAUGGACAUUUUUCUUAGCGAAGGCAUGGAAUUCAUUUUUAAAAUGGCAUUGGCAAUGUUGGCCAUCGGCAAAGAAUCACUACUUUCUCUUGAUAUGGAAGCUAUGUUGAAGUACUUCCAAAAAGAUCUUCCCGAGAUAGUUGAACGAGACCCAGAGAAUUUGUUCAAUUUAGCCUUUUCCAUGAAAAUCAAUACGAAACAAAUGAAAAAAUGGGAAAAAGAAUACGCCGCCGUUCGCAAGAAGGAACAAGAAGAAAUGGGAGAACUAAGACGUCUUCGAAAUGAAAAUCGUUUGUUGAAAAAACAAAAUGAGUUACUCGAAGCGGAGAGCACGGAAUUGGCUCAUCGUUUAGUUCGUGGUCAAGUGUCACGUGCCGAAGAGGAAGAAACAGCAUUCGCUAUUGAAUCGGAAUUGUUGGCACUUCGAAAAUCUCAUUUGGAAAUCUCGCAUCAAUUAGAAACUGCCAACGAAGAGAUUCGCGGGCUUAGUCUUCGACUACAGGAAAACCAACAAGAUAAUUCAAUAGAAGCUAAUAAUUCGCGACAAAAUUCAAUUGACGAGCUUUGCUUGAAAGAAGAGGCAUUGAAAGAACGUGAUGAAAUGGUAAGUUGUUUGCUUGAAGAAUUGGUUAAAGUGCGACAAAGUGUUGCCGAAGGCGAAGACACCAUUCGCAGUUUAAAAACGAAAAUCGAAGAGCUCGAAGAAGAUAAGAAAACACUUCGGGAAACAACGCCCGAUAAUUCGGUGGCACAUCUACAAGAUGAAUUGAUUGCAAGUAAAUUGAGAGAAGCUGAAGCAAGCCUUUCGCUAAAAGACCUCAAGCAACGGGUUCAAGAGUUAAGUACACAAUGGCAACGUCAAUUGCAGGUGAGCGCUUUGAACAAAAAAAACGAAAAUACCUCCGAUUCAACAUCAAAGAAAUUGAUGUUCUGGGAUAAUUCCAAGUCAAACGAAUUGCAAAAAGUCGAAGAAGAAUUGAUGACAACACGAAUACGUGAGAUGGAAACAUUGACUGAAUUGAAAGAGCUUCGUUUGAAAGUGAUGGAACUGGAGACUCAAGUGCAGGUAUCAACCAAUCAACUUCGGCGCCAAGAUGAGGAAAAUAAAAAAUUGCGCGAAGAGCUCGAUACAUCAUUGGCCCGUGAGAAGGAAAUGGGCAAUAAAGCACGUGAACAGCAGCACAGAUAUUCCGACUUGGAGUCACGCAUGAAAGAUGAAUUGAUGAAUGUUAAGAUUAAAUUUACCGAACAAAGUCAAACGGUGGCUGAGUUAAAACAGGAAAUAUCACGCUUGGAGACAAAGAAUUCCGAGUUGUUGGCCGAAGGUGAAUUACGAUCAAAUAUCGAUGAAUCCGAUAAAGUUAGAGAUUUGCAGGACAAAGUGGCCGACUUAAAAGCAGAGCUGACGGCAUGCAAGUCCCGUGGCGACUAUAGUUUAAAAAAGCUAAAAAGUGAUUCGAUUCAUUCCAUCGAGUCAGAUAUCGAUACAAGUGAAAUGCGACUAUGAAUUGUGGUCGUGUCACAUAAACUACAACAACAGCAACUGUGAAAUACUUAAUAAAUUAUAAAGAAAGCAAGUGAAAUAAUGAAUGAUUAAAAUGUGCAACUUAUGUAUUACAAUGUAGCAAUAAGAUUUGCAAUUAGAGAAAAAGAAAAAAAAAAUCAAUUUAAAGAAAAAAAUAAACAAAACUUAAAAAAAUACGACGAUUAAAUUGAAUAAAUCCAGUUUUAUAAAUGGAGUUAAUUUUUUUAUUCUGAAACAAGAAAAAAUACACAUAGAUGUCGUUUAAUUAAGGAUAAAAAAUGCUCGAAUUAUUCCAUAUGAAAUCUGUAUAUUUCGGCGGAAAAGACUAAAAACAAAUUGAGUUUAUGAUUUAUUUGCAGUGAAUAGUUUCUGUUUUUUUUUGUUCUAGACAGUUGUAUAAAGUGGGGAUUGCUCCUCUGAGGAAGAGGAACGGCGAGAAGGAAAACGAGGAGGACGAGAGCGCUGAGGAGGAUCCUCCUCCUCAAGUCAGAAGAAAAAUGUUUUUAACCAAAAAAAGAUAUUUUUGUGAUGAAAACAGCUUUUGAUCAAAAAAUGUUUUCCUCCUAACUUGAGGAGGAGGAUCCUUCUCAGCGCUCUCUUGCAGCCGUUCAGAGGAGAGGAACAAUCCCUGAUAUAAAGAUAUAUAUGAAUUAUUUACACACAAAAAGAGAGAAACAAAGAAAUUCUAUGGUGUAUUGUUAUAUUAUUUCAAAUUGAUAAUUUAGGUGACGUUUAUUGAACAGUAAAACGAUAAUCGCACAAUUAUGCAUAAAACUGAGAACAUUUUUCUUCGGAUGAUAUUAAUUUCUUGUCGUCCGCUUUGUGGCAAUAUUUUAAUGCUUACGAGAUUUAUCUACAUGGAAGAUUUUUUCUUUUUUGCAUUUGAUUUUCGAAUAAACAUUGUCGACUGAAUAAAUUUUAUGUGGCAAUUUUUGUUCGAGUUCAAAAGCAGUUUGAUAUUAGGCAGCUAGCUGUAUCGCAUAAGAUUUACGUAAUAAAAUAGAAAAAAAAAUAAAAAAAAACAUGACACAUCCGCAUGCGAGUGACCUUAGGUCAUACACAGAGAAAAUUUAAACGACAAAAUUUUAAUUCAAUAGUAGAUUUUAUUAUUAGCUUCAAAAAAAAAAAACGGAAGAAAAUCAAACAAACACAAUAUUUAAUUACAUCACGAAUAAAGGAAUUUUUUUUAUUUGUGCAGGUCAAAGCAAUGAAAACAGAUAUUUUCACAACAAAAUCAUUUCGGCAAUCAAUGUACUUAAAUUUAAGUUUUGUUUUAUUAUUUAAAAUAUCAUUAUUUAUUCCGCAAAAGUA
This is a messenger RNA of Contarinia nasturtii (swede midge), 4217 nucleotides long. It is a transcript of the gene Evi5, whose product is annotated as ecotropic viral integration site 5 ortholog. The coding region runs from base 504 to 2888 and encodes 794 amino acids. The transcript is spliced from 12 exons. The record is from RefSeq and is a predicted model, not a curated record. NCBI's taxonomy places the organism in Eukaryota, Metazoa, Arthropoda, Insecta, Diptera, Cecidomyiidae.